AUGCAACGAACUCAAUUCCUCAUUCGCCGCGCUGUCGCGAGCAACACCACCAGCACAUUCACAAGAACACCAAUCCGGACAUUCGUAUCAAGUAGUCCACGAUUCGUUGGCGGACCAGGAGGAAACCCUUCGCACGAACUAUAUGAGAAGAGUGACGCCGCACCCACGCAAGACCCCAAGAAGGACGACUCACUCCCCAACAAGAUCGAAAGCAAGUUGGGAGAAGGGAGCGGAAGCAAGAGCCACGCCACAGACGACAGCAUCGUGCCCGGAAGCGUGCAAGAAGCGGCACCAGAGGGUCUCGAGAAGGCGCUCCCCGAAUCUGUCCAUCCUACCAAGGGCAGCAGUAUCGACCCCGGUGACAAGGGAGAUUCGAACUGGAAGAGCCAUGCUACGGGCGACAGUAUAGUGCCUGACGCCAUUCAGAAGGCUGCGCCAGAGGCGUUGGAGAAGGCUCUGCCCGAGAGCAUUCAUCCUACCAACCCCAAGAAGUAA
Molecule: messenger RNA, 495 nt
Organism: Exophiala viscosa
Lineage: Eukaryota; Fungi; Ascomycota; Eurotiomycetes; Chaetothyriales; Herpotrichiellaceae
Exons: 2
Coding region: 1-495 (164 amino acids)
Source: RefSeq, a predicted model, not a curated record